Molecule: messenger RNA, 1923 nt
Organism: Clavispora lusitaniae ATCC 42720
Lineage: Eukaryota; Fungi; Ascomycota; Pichiomycetes; Serinales; Metschnikowiaceae
Product: Lysophospholipase catalytic domain family protein
Biological process (GO): glycerophospholipid catabolic process
Cellular component (GO): intracellular membrane-bounded organelle; plasma membrane; cytosol
Molecular function (GO): A2-type glycerophospholipase activity
Source: RefSeq, a predicted model, not a curated record
AUGCUCCCCCUUCUCUGGCUUCUUCCGCUUGCCCUAGCAGCGUUUGACACACCUGCUACACCUUACUCGCCAUAUGAAAUUACGUGCCCCAACGAGAAUUUCACCCGAGAUGGCGAUUCCAUAUCGCCCCGGGAAAAAGAGUGGGUCGCUUCCCGGCAAAAGAAAACAAACGAGGCUCUUGCCGCAUACUUGGCUCGUGUUGGUGUCGAUGCCCACAAGGAAGUCUUUGAGUCGAAACAGCCCCCCAACAUUGCUGUGGCGCUUUCUGGAGGAGGCUGGCGUGCUUUUCUCGGUUCUGCCGGUGCCCUUUAUGCCAUGGACAACCGUACUGCCGGGGAAGGUGCGUUGGGAGGUGUUCUCCAGAGUCUGACGUAUCUCGGGGCACUUUCCGGAACUUCGUGGAUCGUGGCGCUGCUUGCGCUUCAAGGUUUCCCUACGAUCGAGGAGGUUGUGUACGAGAACCCAGAUGACAUUUGGAACUUGCUGUUGGAGCGUGGUCUUGUAAACCUUACGCAGAUUAUCCCCUUGGCGGCCAACGUGGCUUUCAACGACUACAACCGUCUUUUGACUCACUUUAGCUACUGGGACACGCCUUCGGGCCAAGGUAUCAAGGCAGACGUCGAGGCCAAACAAGCUGCCGGCUUUAACAUCACCUCUGUGGAUGUGUGGGGCAGAGGCUUGGAGCACCAGCUUUUUGCCGAAAGCGGAAACAACUGGCUCAAUGGUGUCACUUGGCUGGAUAUCCAGAAAGUUCCUGCUUUUGCCCAGCACGACAUGCCUUUCCCUUUUGUCACAGCCUUGACCAGGAAGCCUGGUGAAGUCUACUAUGGCAUUGACUCGCCUAUUGUCGAAUUCAAUCCAUAUGAGACUGGCUCCUUCGACGCUUCCAUCAACACUUUCCACGACACAAGUCUUUUGGGCUCUCAGGUGGAUGACGGUAAGCCUGUGGGCAGAUGUGUCAAAGGAUACGACCAGGCUUCGUUUGUUUUUGGUAUCUCGUCGUCGCUCUUCAACAUGUUCCUCAACACCUUGGUCUGUCCCGUGUGCAAGUUCAAUCCUAUUCUCAAGUUCUUUGCUCGUCGUCUUUUGCUUCUGAUGUCGAAAAACCUUCAAGAUGUGGCAUUAGUGCUGCCAAAUCCGUUCAAGAACUCGCGGUUCACAACUCUGGAUGACUACAAAAAAGACGAUACCCUCUACUUGAUUGAUGGCGGCUUGUCUGGUGAAUUGUUGCCGCUCCUGUCUCUUAUUGUGGCUCCUCGGCAAUUGGAUGCGGUGUUUGCCAUUGACAAUAACGGUCCCUUGCACCCCAACGGCCUGUCGAUCAUCUAUGCAUACGAGAAGCAAUUUAUGCCCGAGGGUAAGUCUAUUGUGUGCCCAUAUGUGCCUGGUGAAUCAACUUUUGGAUACUACAACUUGACUGCACGUCCCACAUUCUUUGGCUGUGAUGCCAAAAACCAAUCCUCUUUGGCCAAAGAUGGUGUGGUGCCACCUUUGGUGGUGUACUUGGCCAACCGUCCUUUUGAGUUCUGGUCCAAUGUCAGCACCCUCAAGCUCACGUACUCGGACCGCGAGAAGAAGGGUAUGAUUACCAACUUCUACGACAUUGCCACCCGUAUGAACAGUACCCUUGACGAAGAUUGGCCUAAAUGUGUUGGAUGUGCCAUGGUCCGUCGUCUGGAGGAACGCGAGGGUAUUGAGCAGUCUGAAGAGUGUAAGAAGUGUUUCUCCAAGUACUGUUGGGAUGGCCAGCUUUAUGAAGAUCCAAACUACGUGCCUCCAGGCAACUUUGACCUCGAAGGUAAGACUGACGAACCAAUGGAGUUGUGGGGCAACAAUGAAUAUAUCAGGGUUAACCCAUAUGGUGAUCCUCUUUGGGAGCGCAUUGGUAAGGCGUUGCUUAACUGGGGUGGUACUACCUUCUAA